Molecule: messenger RNA, 1221 nt
Organism: Symbiodinium sp. CCMP2456
Lineage: Eukaryota; Dinophyceae; Suessiales; Symbiodiniaceae
Source: the annotation of a GenBank genome assembly
AUGAAGUCGCGUUUCGGCCACAUGGACGGGGAGGUGCACCCCCCUGGCCAGAAUCCGGGCUACCACAAUCCAUGGGUGACCAUGCCACAUCAGAUUGUCCCGUCGCCCAACACGCCGCAGUACGGAGGCCCCUGGCCAACAGCUCCGCAGAUGCAGCUGCCCUCUGGGCCCCGCCAGGGUGCCUGGGUGCAGGUGCAGUUGCGGAGUGCUGUGGAUGCAGAAACUGACACGAUUGCGGAGAAGCUGCACACACUGGAGGGCGAUCUUCCCUGGAUGUACGCCGAGGUAGAUGGCUGGGCCUUGAACUUCUAUCCUGAGGCCAAGGGCCCUAGGCCACCCAGGUGUGCCUCCAGUGUCGACCUCCGGUCUUUGCGAAGAGUGGAGGUUACGGCGCAGGUCCUGGGACCAUUCGUGGUGAGCAUGAUCAUGGAGCCCGGCACAUUCAAGUUCUACACCUACAGCCAAGAAGAGGCAGAGCAGUGGCGUCAAACCCUCACCUCGGUCUUCGUCCAGUUCCGCCAGGUUGAGAUCCACCGCCGCGCCUCCCCACCGAAGGCCCGGCCUGUUUCCAGCGCGGCGCCGGGGGUGCCCGCAGGCGCCAUGGCCGUGCGGAGGACAGAGGCGCCGUCCUCGAGCCGGAGCCAGGGCCCCCUGAGAGACAUCUACGCUUCCUGCAUCGAGGCUGUGGUCCAGGGCCAGGCACCAGGACCCGAGCUUUUUGAGUGCAUCUUCCAGCUAUACGAUGUCAAUGGUGAUGGAGAUCUGGCAUUUGAGGAGCUACAACAGAUGGUGCGCGACCUGCUCCUCGUGCGCAAGGCUGAGGUGCAGUGCGCCUUGCAGCGCCGGGAUUUGAUGACCAAGGCCGUCAUCCUGGAUGCGCAUAGCCAGAUCACGCUGCGGACUGCCUCCGCAACGAUGUCCCGCCUCGGGGAACGCCUACUCUCGGACUACGAGUCGAGGCUGGAGAAAGACGGCUUCGAGUCGAGAUGCAUUCUACUGCAGUCCCAGCUAGACUUGUCAGCGGAUCAGCGAGUGGCGCUGCCGGAGUUUCUGGCGGGAGCACCUCGCAUCCUUCUGCCCGAGAGCGAGCUGCGAGCAGAAGCCGUGUUCUUUGAGACCUGCUCCAAGGCCAUGAGAAUGCAGAAAAAGGCAGAGCACCUGACCAAGCCAGCAGGCGGCGAAUCCGACGAAGAAGACGAGGGCAUUUGUGUCCAGCAGUGA